This is a messenger RNA of Aspergillus oryzae RIB40, 3144 nucleotides long. RefSeq lists its product as uncharacterized. Bases 1 to 3144 code for a protein of 1047 amino acids. Gene Ontology annotation, cellular component: fungal-type vacuole; plasma membrane. Gene Ontology annotation, molecular function: solute:inorganic anion antiporter activity; catalytic activity; borate efflux transmembrane transporter activity. The transcript has 13 exons. The record is from RefSeq and is a predicted model, not a curated record. Gene Ontology annotation, biological process: borate transport; transmembrane transport; monoatomic ion homeostasis. NCBI's taxonomy places the organism in Eukaryota, Fungi, Ascomycota, Eurotiomycetes, Eurotiales, Aspergillaceae.
AUGCAGCUGAACCCCUCCAACAUGUCUUCCACUACUGCCCUCGACAAAAUCAACGUCGUCAACGACCCUCGGAUCCGACGCUGCUCUGCCACCAUCAAUGGCAAGACAUAUGGAUAUCUUCUCGCCGAGCCUGAGGGCGGCUUUACUCGCACGGUCUUCUUGAUUCACGGUUUCCCAGAUUUGUCCAUGGGCUGGAGAUACCAGAUUCCUCUCUUUCUCAAACUUGGCUUCCGCGUCGUUGCUGUUGACUGUAUCGGAUAUGGUCGAUCAGAUGCACCAACUGGGUCUCUCGACGCCUAUUCCUACAAGUCGCAUGCCGACGAUUUGGCCGAACUUGGAAAGCAACUCGGUUGCGAGAAUAUCGUUCUCGCCGGUCAUGACUGGGGCUCGGUGAUUGCCUCCCGUUUUGCUCUUUACCACCCUUCUUUCAUCACACAUCUCAUUCUCUUCGUUGUCCCAUAUCUUCCUCCCUCGCCGAAAUACAUUGAUACGGCAGAUCUCGCCAAGGUCGUCCCCACAGUUGGGUACCAACUGCAAUUCGGUAGCGCGGAAGGAGUGGUUGAGUCCCAUACUCAGGACAAGGAAGGUAUCCGUGCGUUCCUCAAUGGCCUGUACGGCGGGGCCACUCCUGAAGGCAAAUUUGCCAUGGACUCAACCCGUGGUUUCGACUUUGAGGUGGCCAGCAAGCUGGGUCGUACAAGAUUGCUGAGUGAGGAAGAGCUGCAGUAUUACGUGGAGGAGUACUCGAGAAAUGGGCUCCAGGGACCUUGCAACUACUACCGCAUUCGUCAGCAGAGCUGGACAGAGGAGCAGUCCCUUCUGGCCCAGGGCAAAGAGGCGAUCUCAAUCAAGUGCCCCGUGCUUUACGUUCACGCGCUUGCUGACCUUGUGGUCAACUCUGAGAUGCCCAAAGCCAUGGUACCCUUCGUGCCAAAUCUCACUGUGAAAGAGGUCGAGGCAGGGCAUUGGGCUCUGUGGCAGAAGCCAGCGGAGGUUAAUACUUUUGUGACAGAGUGGCUGCAGCAGCAGGGACUUUUGGACUCGGCUAAGCUGUAUAUGAAUAUGGAUUCUGGUUUUGCUUGGCAUGAAUCCAACGUCACUGUCCCCACCGACUCUUUACAUAGUCUUAGUAUUCAUUAUAAAAGCAAACCUCCAAGACGGCGGGAUGAGCGAGAACAAAGUGGCAUUCAUGAGUUCGAGGUUGAGGAAAGAGACGAUGCACAUUCCAUUAUCACCCCCUCAAAACACACUCCCAAGGCGUUUCGAGUCUUACGGGGCUCUGUAUCGGCUGGUGGGCCUCUGCGUCCUUUUCGAUUGGUGAAGCAGGAUAUCGUUAACUUGCGCCGCCGAUAUGUUUCGGAUUGGACUAUAUUCAACCAAUUGAUCUUCGCUAGUGCGGUAUACGUAUUCUUCACGAAUCUUCUCCCGGGAAUUACUUUUGCCAGUGACUUGUAUGUCUUGACUGGCAAGACCUGGGGAACGAUUGAGGUUGUGUUUAGUACGGGACUGUGUGGAAUUAUAUUCUCAUUGUAUGCUCGGAGAAUAUCUAUGCAUUGUGUGACGAAGUUUUUAAGGUAUUUCCUUGCAGAAGCAAAUCCGCCACUUGUGCCUUUCCUCCCUUUCAUGGCAUGGUCCUUGAUUCAUGCAGCCUGGUUGCAUUAUAUCCUAGCUAUAAUCAAUGCUCAUGACUGGACUAUGCGCUAUGUGACAACAUUCGCCACAGAAAUCUUUUCUCUCCUAAACAGCAUCAUCUAUUUCCAUAAGGCCAUUCAGGAGCUUGAAAGAGCACAUGAUACUCUCUCAUUCGCCGCUUUCUUAUACGCAGUAAUCGGUGCCGUUGGAACUAUGCUCCUCGCUAUCUUUCUCUCUACAGCUGAAAGUUGGAAGCCUUUAUUCCAUCGAUACAUCCGAAUGGGGCUCACAGAGUACGCCGCCGCAAUAUCCAUCAUCAUCUUUAUCGGCAUGCCCCAUAUCGGCGAAUUGGCACACCUCGACAAGAUGACUCUUCCCGUCAGCAGCUCCUUCAAACCCACAUCACCAGACCGUGACAAGUUCUUCGUCGAAUUUUGGACCUUACCUGUCGGAUGGGUCUUCGCCGCCAUAGUUCCAGGAAUAAUAAUCACCAUCCUCUUCUUCUUCGACCACGAAGUAAGCUCCAUCAUAUGCACAAUUGACAGAUAUGGCACCCGCAAACCCGGCGGCUUCGCAUGGGACAUCAUCCUGUUGGGCACAACAACCGCUCUCUGUGGAAUCCUAGGCAUCCCACCCGCCAACGGUCUCUUACCACAGGCUCCCCUACACUCCGAAUCACUAAUGCAUUCGGAGCGAGAACAGCGCACCGUCAUUACAGAUGGCGAAGAGAAAGUUGAGACGCACGAAGUCAAGCGCGUUUACGAACAGCGCUGGUCCUCUUUUUUGCACGCAGGGGCUAUCCUUCUUUUCGUCAGCCCGCCGUUCAUGAAAGUCCUCGGCUUAACGCCGACGAGUGUUCUUGCCGGUCUAUUCAUGUUCAUGGGUGAGCAGAGUUUAUCGGUCAAUCCUAUAUUAUACCGAACCUUCUACCUUCUUACUCCCCCGUCUGAACUCCCGUCUCUACCAUCUUCUCUUGCGAAGAAACCUGGCGAUGAAGAUCACAAUGACAACAGCAACCCACCACGUCCCUCCUAUAUCCCCAUUCACCUUUACACUAUCCUACAGAUUGUCAUCACUGUGGCUAUCUUCAUCGUCACCCUGACACGAGGUGCUCCCGCCUUCCCCGUUCUAAUCGUUGCUCUUGUUCCCUUUCGCCUCCUAGUAAUGAAACACUGGUGGCCGCGCGAGGUCCUCCGCUUCGUGGAUGCCUGGGCUUGCAGAGAAGGUACUCCUGAGGACGAUGAGGAUGCAGAGGCAAAGAAAGAUGAGUUUAGUGGCGAUGAUCUCGCCGGUCGUGCCGGUUUGGGUAAUGAGACAGAUGGUAUCUUUUCGUCGCAGUUAGAUGAGUCCGGAUGUAGGCCAUCUGGGACGCCGGCUUUGAUUUCUAGAUCCACGUCUCAUCCUGGUGAGGUUGGUAUUGCGGAUAGGAAUGACUCUGGGCAGGAGUGGGUGGAACUCGAGUAUCGGACGCGACAAGACGAGGAAUUGGGUCGGUCGAUCAAGGGGUGUUGA